This is a messenger RNA of Paramecium tetraurelia, 1587 nucleotides long. RefSeq lists its product as uncharacterized. The transcript is spliced from 3 exons. NCBI's taxonomy places the organism in Eukaryota, Ciliophora, Oligohymenophorea, Peniculida, Parameciidae. The record is from RefSeq and is a predicted model, not a curated record.
AUGAGAUAGUAACUAAGAGUUUAUUUCAGCUUAAGAUUGGUUGAAUAUUUCUUCCUGUUCAUUUCUGCAACGUUUCCGUAGUUCAAAUCUUUGUCAAGUAUUAAUAUUAAAGUCAUACUCUAAAGAAGGAAUUUCGAAAGGGAGAAAAGCCUUUAAUAACCUGAAGGUGUUGGGAGUGUCAAGAACUACAAUGUUUGGAUAUCUUUAAUCUGUUUAUUUGAUAGUGGAUUAGAUUUGUUUUAUUUAAUAUUUAUGUAAGACUUUAUGGACAAGCGUUGCGAUUCUGAAACCAAUCAAUUAGAAAACUCGUUUUUUGGUAGGAAUCGUCUUGCUGGGGAAGCUUUUCGAUGGUCUGAUCGGGUUUACGUCUUCGUAUAUUGUCUUGUUUUAAAUUCCAGUAUCUGCAGCAGGAUUGUUAGGAGUUGGUUCGAGCUUGAUUUAAUUAUAUUUAAUAUGAAAGUUAAUAAAAGUCAUUAAAGCAAUGUGUUUUAAUUGGCUGCAUAGAGCUCAGAGAGAAUCUAAAAGUAUAUCAAUUCAAAUCAUAACUCAAGUUUUUUAAAGAGUAUAAAAAGCGGGAGCAUACCUUUGCUUAAUCCUGAUUUGCAUGAAUUCGUGGACCGGACUCACGAGAGAACUCCAGUUCGAUAUAAGACCCAAAAAAUGAGAGCAUAGGAAGCUCAAGAUGAGUUUCUGAGGGGACAUUUGAAGGCAGGACCAUAUACGAAAUUGCCUUUGAAUAUGAGGAAUGAGAUUUUGGCCAAAGAGAAGAUGCCUCUGAGAUUCGGUAAGAAUCCAAGGACUGAGAAUUAGAGGUUGUAAGAGGAGUUGGAUCACUCAAAUUAUAUUGAUCAUACAUAAAGGGAUCUGUCAAUGGCAUAUAGACCUAAUUGGAAACCAACUCAAAGAGAGAAAUGGGUGAGUGACAGUGAUUUCAAGUAGGCUGGAGGUAAGUUUACAGAAAAAACAGCUUGGCAACAAAUACCGUUUCGUAAUCCUGAUGACAAUUAUAUAUAUAUGGAAUAAGAGAAUUCUCUGGUUGAAUUUAAGAGAAUGAGAUCAGAAGGAUUAGAAAAGAUCGGCAAGUUGCCCUUUAAUCCAGUGAUCAAGAAGAACCCCUAUACACAAUAUUCAACGAGCAUCAGGACAUUCAAACAGGAUUAGGCAUUUGGAAUAGAGAACAAGACUCUAUUUUCUUAGAAUUCACAACUGAAAAACUAUAAGAGUGCAUUGAUUUCGACUAAAUCGAUGGAUCAUAUUAUGCCAUAUAAUCAUAGCAAUAACAAGUAAUAGAUAACCAAUUUGUUUCCAAAUGUAGAGAAACAAUAUUUGAAAUCAAGUGUUUAAUUAGGAGGAGAGUUAAAAGAGAUCAAAUUGAAGACUCCGCAUGAAGAUGUUGACGAGUUCCCAAAGAGUUCAAAGGGAUAGCCAUCACCUAUUAGAGAGUAUCCAUUAAGUGAUGAUUUCAAUAACACAAACUUUGAGAAAACAAAUACAAAUAUGAGGAGAGGGUUCUAGCCUUUUAAAGUGUACGAUGAAGAAGAAACAAAAUAAAUUGUUUAAAAGUAUUUUUAGAAAGGGAAUUUUUGA